AUGGCAGAGGAAGCGGGCAAGUCAAACACAGUCUUGGCUCAACCACAAACCUUGCCUGUGCCAGACGCCGCUACACCGCGGACAUCCAAUGACGCGGCACCAUCGCCACCAUUGGAAAGGCGAAUCUCCUCCUCACAGCAGCCUUUGCGCCACGGCAGGAAACCAAUCUACCCCGACAGCGAUGCAGAAGCGGAAGGACUCGAUGCCGAUGUAGACGACGAAGAGCUCGAAACAGGGCUUCCGCCUGGUCAAGGCGAUUAUGAACGCAGUUCGCUCUUGGGAGGCCCUGGUCGCAGCGGUCAUGGCAGCGCUGCCGUUGGCCCCUUAGAUCGUGCUUGGCUCAAGAUCUCUAAACUCUGGGGUGGUGAUAAAGCCUAUUCGGCCAAGAUGAUGCGUCGUCGGAAGCAUCGAAGAAGCGCCGCUGCGUCCGCUUCCCGCAGGAACUCAAGAUCCAUCCACACCUCGUCCGCCGCAUCAUUUUCCGCUUGGAAGCACGAACAUCCAUACAUCAUGCGCACCCUCUAUGCCAUUGUCGGGUUGCUUCUCACACUGCUCGUCCUCAUUACCAUCGCCGUCUCUCAUCUCUACUUGGCUACACUCAAAACCCCAUCUUCCGAAUCGCAGUCGCGCAUCCUCGACGAGUCUCUGCUACUCAAAGGUCCCGACCGCUUGCAGCUGCUCAAUAUCUCGGACGAAGGCAUCCUCGUUCGUGUCGAUGCUCGUCUUGGUCUCGAUCCCGACCAUGCCCUUGAUCUCUGGCUCGGCCAACGCGGAAAGCAAGGCUGGUGGAAGAACAAGGAGCGCAAGCUGGUCGAAUGGGCAAUGGGCAAAGUGGCCGGCGUUCAAGUCGAUGUUGGUGAGGUUCGUCUUUCCGAAAUUGGUGCUGCCUGGGACCAGUCGGUGCUUCCGCCUGCUGUGCUUGCUUCGUCGACCCUACCGGGUUUCGAUCCACGCGACAUGCUCGCCUUCCACCUCGACCCACUUGUCUUGCCUUUGCCUCUAUUGAACCGCAAGAUCGACAGAGACAGUGAUGACGACAAGGAGUCGCUUCGCCCUCCUAUUCUAGGCAAUCAUAGCACGCCAGCGGCACAAUACAACAUGAGCCCACUCAACCUUACUGUGCUGCUCAAGCCUGUCGUGCCUGCACCUUACAUCAUGGACUAUGCCCAGCAUGCUAUCAAGAAGGGUUUCGCUCAGCUCGAUGUCAAGAUCGCCGAUUUGCGCGUUCGCGGUCUCGCCAAAUCCGAGAUCGACGGCAUCAUCCACGGACGCAAAGCCGGCUUCUUUGAUGUGCCUCGUCGUAUCGAUAUUGCGCAGCACCACAUCCGCAGCCCUGUUCGAGAGAAGUUGCCCAAGCUCGACAACGAUACCAACCCGGACGACUUGCUCAAGCUCGAUGGAUACGAGUUCUUCGAGAUCGGCAAGGAUGGUGACGAUGAUGACAAAGAUGGCGUUGGCAAGGACAGCUUCUUCUCGACGAUGGUGCAGCGAGCGCUCGGUAUCAAGGCAAAAGCACAGGCCAAGAACCCCUUGGGAAAAGUGCUGAAGGGCAACGUGCGCUACAGUCUGCCCUUCGGUAUCUAUCUGCCAGUUGAUGGCAUCACACCACCUACUUCCGAUCCGAAGCAUCCAAAGCACGGCGGGAAGACUAAGGCUUCUGAUGAGGAUGGCCCUGAUGAGGGACCUGAUGCAUCUGUUCUGAUGGCAGCUGUCGCUACAGAACCGUUCCAGCUGACAGGGCAGAAGGUGGUUGACCUUGAGUUGCUGGGUCGUGUCGUUCCACCGCCUCAGGAAGAAGCAGAUGGAACCAUGACAGUCUCUUUGGGCGAGCAGAUCUCGUUCAAAGCCGGCUCUGAAGCUGCGCACGACUCUGCGUUUGGCGACUCGCCGCAAUCAGCAGCACUUAGCAACUUCCUCAGCCGAUUCCUCCGAGGUGAACCCAAUACGGUCUUUGUUCGUGGAGGAUCGCCAUUCCGCGCUCCUAAGAGCUCGCGUCCUUCCAAUCACAUCGGUAUCAAAGAGAUUGAUGAGAUUCCCGGCUCCGGAUCGGAUCUUCCCGACUGGGUCGACUCAGCACUUCGUCUUGUCGACGUACCCAUCUCUUUCCCAGGAUCAAAGGUGACCGAACUCAUCAAGAAUGUCACAAUGAACGACCUCAAGAUCACGCCGCAUCCAUUCGAACAUGAUAAGUUACUUUGCAGUGGUACAAUUAUGGGCGAGAUGAACAUGCCUGGUCAAUUGGCUAGUAUCGACGUCAAGAUCACUCACAUGUGGCCUGACAUCCUGGUCUACGAUGGCCUCCCACCUAGUAUGCGUAAGGGUCAUCACGGGGAGGAAAUGACUAGGAGUCGAUUCACGAUGCUCAAUGGCGCUUUGGACAGUCUGAAACGUCUUGGGUUCCUCGACAGCUCUGAUGCUGAAGCCACCAUGGCAAAGUCGGAUGAUGGGAAGAAGCCAGAGCCCGAGCCAGCACCGCCCUUACCCGAUCCCUUACCCGAAAAAGCGUUCGGUAGAGUGAGACCGUACGAUUUCGCUCCGGCUGAAACUUUUGUCGACCCCACAGACCCCAAGGGAGAGCGCAAGUUGCUCAGAGCAGUGUUGAAGGAUGUUCCGUUCAACGUGCUACCUGGUCGAGGCCCACUGUUCAGAUCGUUCACUUGGAAGCUAGUGACGGGUCAAGGAGCGUUGGUGGGUAUUGAGGGAACUAGCAGGGCGAAGAUCUGGAACUCGGGACUUGGAGCUCUGCAGCUCAAGAACCUGCCUGUCAAGGGGGCGUUCAUGCUGGGCAAGCGUGAUUAG
Messenger RNA from Ustilago hordei, 2799 nucleotides. RefSeq lists its product as uncharacterized. The transcript has a single exon. The coding region runs from base 1 to 2799 and encodes 932 amino acids. The record is from RefSeq and is a predicted model, not a curated record. Lineage: Eukaryota; Fungi; Basidiomycota; Ustilaginomycetes; Ustilaginales; Ustilaginaceae.